AUGAAACGGGAUCUUCGCCAUGAUCUUCAGGCCAAAGUUCAAGGAAGACGGGAAGGGGAUGCUCAUCACUGCCAUCUCGGUGCACCAGACCCAUCUUCCUCUGCCCCAUUCCACCUAUCCCACGUCAUUCAGGUCAGAUCAUCUACCGCACCACAGAGGCCCGAAUCCACGCUAUUACCACUACCGCCCGCCUACAGUCUGGGCAUUGGACGCUUGGAGUUUAGGCAUGCAGCCCCUAGCCCAGAUGGGGAGCUCCAGGCAUCUUGGGCGCGGCACGGUCCUCCGACCUUGAAGCAGGGACCACCAACACGACCCAGUAUCCCACAGCACCAACAGAGCCUUCGUCCACCAUCGUGCACCUUGUCUCUUGCGACCGUUAGACAGAAUGACAGACUCAUUCGAUCGCUUAGUCUGCAGGUCCACGGGCUAACAUAUGUGUUGCACCAGUAUUUUAGUAGUUUGGAACGUCUCAGACUGGCCGAAGAUGGCAGAACUCUCUCACGUCCCCCUUCCCAACUCUCAAUUCAUCCCCCGAACAAUGCUGGCUUCACAACUCAACCCUCCGACACUUUCACCAUCCUGACACACGGCAUUACCCAGACCGGCCAGUUCUUCAACGGAAAGAGACUGCGGAGGAGGCGCUGUUCGGCAGCAGACAUCAAUCCAACCACAAUUGAGUGGUUCGCCUCCUUGCCCCCUGCCGUCCAGAAGAAGUUAUUCUCGAGGGAAGAGUGCUCAUUCUACUCCCAAGAGAAAAAUACCAUCAUCCUCGACUCUGCAGACGAAACACUCCGUCGCCGCAGUUGGCAUCCAACCAACUUCGCCGUGUUUGAGCGUCGAGCUUCUGCUGAUGACGACGCCACCAUCGUUGAUUUUGAAGGACUCAAAGACGAACCCCGGGUUGACUCUGCUAUCGACAUGGGUGACUACUCAGUAGAUGGUUUUCGAUGGCUAGAGGAUGAAGGAGAUCUCGAUCUCAAGUUGGACGACUACCACGAAGCCAUUGCUGAAACAAACCGGCGGACAAUAUCGGUAUCAGCACCGAUCCGGCGGCGCUCACGACGAAACCCUUCCCUCUCAAGCCUGUCUAUACGUCGUGGCCGGAGCUCGACAUCAUCCUCACGUCCUCCGAUCGAACCCCCUCCAACGCCCGCUUUGCCUUUCAUCCCUCCUCACACUCGCUCCUCCUCCUUCUCAUUAAAACACCUCCGUUCUCAAGCAUCAAUAUCAUCCAUCGAUCCUCGGGCAACCCAUUACCAGGACCCUGCUGCUCGGAUGAAGCUCAGGCUCUAUCUUGCCUCGCCGCAAAAGUUCGAUGAGGCAAUCGAGUUUGGGUUUCCAUCCGUGGAAGAAAGAGAACAAUGGAACCAUAUCAGACCUAUGACAAGCCCGCAACCAAGACCUGAGUUCAAUCGAACUUUCUUUCAUGACGACACGCCAUCACUCUCAGGAGAUGAUGGUGAAGACGGUGACGAGCCGGAUACAAUAUUUGACCCUCGAACCCCUGAAGAGGCGGUAUUCCAAAUGCAUCGUCCAUCCCACAAGAGCAGCAUCGACGGGCUCAAAGGUCUGAGACCGUUUUCAAUUCGCAGACAGCCCGAGAUAUAUGCCCGCGGCACCACCGCAGAUCGAGAGAUGACACUACACAUGACCUUGACGAGACCAGACCUUCGUUCACCAGAGGAACAACCAUCACAACCAGACCAUCAAAAGAAGGUCCAUAAAUCGCCACUGGAGCCACUCGACAUGACCGUCGACGGAAAUACAGUAUCCAUAUGGGAUACUCUACCUGCCGAAGAAUCGAAAAUGAAACGAUUUCUUCGAAAACUAAGGCUCAAAUAA
This is a messenger RNA of Fonsecaea multimorphosa CBS 102226, 1842 nucleotides long. RefSeq lists its product as uncharacterized. The record is from RefSeq and is a predicted model, not a curated record. The coding region runs from base 1 to 1842 and encodes 613 amino acids. The transcript has a single exon. NCBI's taxonomy places the organism in Eukaryota, Fungi, Ascomycota, Eurotiomycetes, Chaetothyriales, Herpotrichiellaceae.